AAUCGGCGUGUUCACACAGCCAGCAUCGUGCCUGAGUGUUUUUUCAUCGCUGCGACCACUGCGGCCCGCGCACGCGCAAGGCCGUCGAGCACACAACAAACACCAUAAACACCAUGGCAUCCAGCCCACCCAUGGACCGGGCACUGAUUAACCCAUUGCACGACGGCGCCGCCGCGGACGACUCGGCGACCGAAAUUACCGCCAAGAGCGCACAACGAGUCCUGCGCAACUUCCACGUGCUGGCGGCUGCUUUUAGCCUGAAUCACGGCUGUGUGACCGCGCUUGUGGCGCUCGCCGCUUCCGAGCUCGGCCCAUCCCUGGGAAACACGACAUUGUUCGUACUCUACGCAUGCUACACACUCAGCGCCGCGUUCCUGAGCAAUGGCCUCGUCGCGCGGCUCGGCGCGAAACGAACACUGGUCCUCAGCCUGGGCCUCUAUUGUGUGUACGUCGCCUCGUAUGCCGUGGCCUUCUUUACGCCGAUAGACAACGUCGUUAUCGUCGGGGCAGCGGUCGGCGGGGUCGCGGCCGGCUGCCUCUGGCCUGGCGCCUGUGCGGAAAUCAACCAGUGACUCGGGUGCACUGCCGUGCUGGCCGAGUGGAGCGGUGCGAGACCUACACCGCCACGCCAUCGAGCCAGUAUCGCGUCGAUGAAGGUGCCGUGAAAUUUUGAUUUCUGCGCAGGCCAGCGCAGGGCGUCUUCUUCGCACGAUCAGCUGAAGCAUACGCCGACGCCGCGAGUAUCUCGCAAAAGGCCGCGACGGCGCUGCUGGGCGCGCACUUCUCGGCGGCCUACCUCGUCGGAGAGGUGGGGAUGAAGCUUCUUGCUAGUGCUUUUGAGCCGGGCGGGCCCCUGUUCGUGGCGUACUCGUGCAUCGCCGUCGGCGCGGCCCUGACCGUGGCUCGUUUCGUAGACGAUGUCAGCGGCGACACAACACCGCCACCGCCCUUCGCCGAGUCGGCGACGGCGGCUCUACGGCUGUUCCGCCGGUCGGCGCUGUGCCGUUUAUUGGUGCCGACGAACCUCUGCUUCGGCCUCGCCGCUGCGUACUUAAAUGGUUCGUUUCUGAGCGCCGUGGUCGCUGCGGGCAUGGGUGAGUGGCUGUGCACUAAUCAAUCAGUGAGUCGGGUGCACGAUGCGGCCGUGCUGGCUCCGUCGAGCGGUGAGGAACGGUAUCGCCACGCCAUCGAGCAGGCGCCGCGUCGAUAGCAUGGAGUCGACGCGAAAGAAGGCGCCGUGAAAUUUUGAUUUAUGCACAGGCGAGCGGGCGGUAGGAGCUGUCUCCGCGGUCGUUGUUGCGUCCGCGGCGCUGCUAGCGUUGCCACUCGGCCGCCUCGGCCGCGCGCUCGGGACGCAGCGACCCGUGGUCGCGCUCGGAGGGGCCUGCUUUGGGCUCUUCGGCGUGGCGACGCUCAUCUUUAGUAAGGAGACGCUAGGAUGUUGGCUGGCGAGUGUGGGGUUGGCCGUCGUCUUCGGCGCGGGCAGGGCGACCUGGGAAGGCAAUUUCAAGAGCAGCGUGGCCGACGACUUUCACGACGCCGCGACAGCGGCGUUCGCCAACGUGACGGUGCAGUCCGGCCUCGCGUCGACCCUGGGCUUCCUGCUCAACCGGAGUCUAACGCCGCGGGCCGUGGCGACAGUUGUCGUGGCCUGCUCAGUGGCUGCGGGAAGCUCGCAGUUCGUCGCCGCGCGGAUCCGCAGCGAGCCGCGGACGACCUACGCCGCGACCGAUGUUGUAUAACUAGUAGUAGAAGUACA
Molecule: messenger RNA, 1759 nt
Organism: Pelagomonas calceolata
Lineage: Eukaryota; Pelagophyceae; Pelagomonadales; Pelagomonadaceae
Source: the annotation of a GenBank genome assembly